This is a messenger RNA of Onychostoma macrolepis, 3218 nucleotides long. It is a transcript of the gene ids, whose product is annotated as iduronate 2-sulfatase. Lineage: Eukaryota; Metazoa; Chordata; Actinopteri; Cypriniformes; Cyprinidae. Bases 108 to 1805 code for a protein of 565 amino acids. The record is from RefSeq and is a predicted model, not a curated record. The transcript has 8 exons. Gene Ontology annotation, molecular function: iduronate-2-sulfatase activity.
AGCCAGUCUAUGAAAACCAGGAAGCAAAACACUGGAAGUAGCUUUACACGUUACAACAUAAAGUAAAGAUGCUGAUGGGAUAGUACUGAAUUUAAACUAUAUUCCGCAUGAACAUAAUGUUUGUAAAUACUCGGAUGUGGUUGUUUCUUUUGAUUUUACACGUUUUGGAAGCAGGUGUUUUUGCAGUAGGCAUAGAUAGCAAACAGGUCAACGUUUUGUACUUAAUUGCAGAUGAUUUGAGACCAACUUUAGGCUGCUACUCUGAUCCGGUGGUCAAGUCACCAAACAUCGACCAACUUGCAUCAGUGAGCACAGUGUUUCAUAACGCCUAUGCACAGCAAGCUGUUUGUGGACCUAGUCGGGUGUCUUUCCUAACAAGUCGAAGACCAGACACCACAAAGCUGUAUGAUUUUAACUCCUACUGGAGAGUUCAUGCAGGGAACUACACUACACUUCCUCAGUACUUCAAGUCUAAUGGAUACACCACUUUAUCAGUUGGCAAGGUCUUCCAUCCUGGCAUUGCCUCCAACCACUCGGAUGAUUACCCGUACAGCUGGUCUGUACCGCCGUAUCAUCCACCCUCUUUUAAAUAUGAAAAGAGGAAGGUUUGCAAAGGUAAAGAUGGCACACUGCACAGUAAUUUACUGUGUGCCGUGGAUGUGUCUGAGAUGCCUUUAGGAACCCUUCCUGACAUAGAGAACACAGCAGAGGCUAUCCGACUCCUGAAGUCUGUGAAGGACUCUCACCAUCCAUUCUUCCUGGCUGUUGGCUUCUAUAAGCCACAUAUUCCUUUCAGAAUCCCACGGGACUACCUAAAGCUGUAUCCUAUCGAGAAUAUGACGCUGGCUCCAGACCCAGAUGUUCCUAAGAAACUUCCCAAUGUGGCCUACAACCCUUGGACUGACAUCCGCAAGAGGGAAGAUGUUCAGGCGUUAAAUCUGAGCUUUCCUUACGGCCCCAUUCCUAAAGACUUUCAACUGCAGAUCCGACAGCACUACUUGGCCUCUGUAUCAUAUGUGGAUGCUCAAGUCGGAAAAAUCCUGCAAGCCCUUGAUGAUUUCGGCCUUGCCAAGGACACUAUAGUGGUUUUCAGCUCAGAUCACGGUUGGUCAUUAGGAGAACACGGUGAGUGGGCCAAAUACAGCAACUUUGAUGUGGCCACCCGAGUGCCGUUGAUCGUGUACAAGCCAGGUGUGACCUCACCUUUCCCUCGGCCUGGGGAGAAGACGUUCCCCUUCAUCAAUGUGUUUCAGGGCACACGGGAGCAGUUUGGCAAAGGUCGAGGAGUUGAGAGAGUGGUGGAGCUGGUGGACAUCUUCCCCACGCUGUCGAACCUGGCUGGGUUGCUUCCUCUGCACCACUGCCCGUCCUCAUCCUUCAAGAUCGAGCUCUGCACCGAAGGCUCAAGCCGGGCAAAUCUUAUCCGUGAGCCAAAGAAAAAGCUCAACAGAGAAGCCUACUCAUACAGCCAGUACCCUCGACCCUCCGACUCCAUCCAGGAGAACUCAGACCUGCCCGACCUCGCCGACAUCCGCAUCAUGGGCUACUCCAUUCGCUCCAUUGACUACCGCUACACCUUAUGGGUGGGCUUUGACCCCGUCCGCUGUCAGCCUAACAUGACGGACAUCCAUGCGGGAGAAAUGUACCUCUUGGCUGAAGAUCCGGGAGAGGACAAUAACAUGUUUGAUGAAUUGUUCCACGCUACAGUAUUGCGUAAGCUCGGCAUGCUGCCGUCGUGGACAGAGAGUUUAAAGCAUCAUAUGAUGUAUCUCAGCAGCGGGUUGAAAUCAAAAGGGAUUCUGUGAUUCAUGAACAUGUUACAAAUUCAAAAUUACAUGUCUUGUCAUACUUCAUCAAAAACUGACAGGAAGACUUAAAAAGUUUUGCUUAAAGCCUAUUUUAGGACUUUUUUUGGCAUUCUGACAUAUUGUUAUUAUAACUACCUCACAAUUGUCAUAAUCAAAAUCCUAAUAAUCUUGCAUUCUCUAAUAAUGAAUCAUGUACCUCAUAAUGCUCUAAAGCACUUUUCUUUAAAAGAAUAAAAAGGGAUGUUUUCACAUACUGUAGCACUCUUAUUGAGUAUAUUUGAAGUAGUAUUAUAAAAAAAAAUAUGAGUCAAUUGACUUAAUUUCCUUAUUCCCAUCAGAACGUGAUGCAUGGAAAUGACGUAACGUCAACUUAAGUGAGAAACGAGUUUAAUUUGAGUCUCCAAGAAACAGAAAGCUCUGCUCAGACAACAUUCUGCUUUAGCAAUUUAUCAGGUCACUAAGUCGUAAUUGUAUUUUGUCUUGGAGGCCGACGGAGACUCUGCCAGCGCUAAGCUCUUGUUUUCCCAGGCAUCGUGAUGAAAAUCAACUUAAAUAUAGAAUUUCAAGUCAUGCGCUCCCACUGCACCGUUGCCAAGGUAAUUAGAUGCUUAAAUGUGAAAACUUGCAAAUGAUGUUGCCCGGAUACACCUCAGAGAAUAGUUUAACACUGAUGAAUGUUUUAGCCAACGUUAAAAAAGGGGAAGCGGCUGCUGUGGCAUCUUCUGCUGCUCGCGCGCUGUGACGUCAGGCCGCGUUUGCUCCCCAGACUCAUUUCAUGCCACGAGUCUGCAUUUUAAACACUCCUACCUGCUUUCUCUUUUCAGGUUUAUUUUGGAUUCGCCGCACUCUUUCGCGUUGGAUGCCACAUUGUUUACUCCUGCAGAGUAUGAAUUAUUUUUGAAGGAAUAUAUUCAAUAUUUAUGUGGCAACAUAAAUAUAUUUUCUCGCUUUCUCUCAAAAGGAAAAACAACAAAACAAAGCAAGCGCAUCAUUUGUGUGUCUGUGUGUGUGUGUCCCUUUUCAAGUGUGUUCUUAUAAGAGUGCAGCAGGAGUGUUAUAGUGAGGGGAUCCUUUGGGACCGCCAAUAUAUUCAGCUUCAGCAGACAGGCUUCAUUGCCAGCUGGUCCGGAAAAUUCCACUGCUGUCUCUUUUUUUUUCUCUUGUCGACUAAAAGCAAGGUCAGGGCAGUCCGAGAAGGAUCUACAGGCUGAUUGAAGCUGAUAUUUUAAUUGCUUACACUAAAGUAGCUUUGCUUUUGUCUACCAGCUGAUUGUGUUGCUUGCAAAGUCUUUACCUAAUUAAAAAAAUCAAGAAAUGUGACUCUUAAAGGGGCUAUGUGUAAGAAUUUCCAUGUAUUAAUCACUUUUUAUUGUGAACAUACAGUUUGCAAUAAAAUGUAAAAAAACAAGA